AUGGCUCCGACUUUGGUGGUCUCCACAGCUGCACCAGAGGAGACAGGAGGUGCUAGCGAGGGAUUAGAAACGGCGGCGUGCGGCUCGGCAGCUCCGCCCCGGUGCGGCGAAGAGCCCGGCUGUCAGAGCGGGAGGGCGGCGCGACGCAGGACGGUGAAGGCAGGAGAGCCGGUGUGUGCGGGUGGCGGAGAGGAACCGGUGUUUGCUCAGCCCGUGACUGGACCGUGGGCAGCGAUGGACGUGCGUUGGGGUCCAGCGGUGCGUCUGGUGGUGCUGGUGCGGACGUGGGCGCUGGUGUCGGGGCAGGUGCGGUACUCGGUGCCGGAGGAAGCGAAGGUCGGGACGGUGGUGGGGGGGCUGCCGCAGGAGCUGGGUGUGGAGGCGGGCGAUGCGGAGGCGCGGCGGCUGCGUGUGGUGUGGCAGGGCCGGCGGGCGAGCGUGGAGGUGAGCGGGGCGAGCGGGGCGCUGGUGGUGAGCUCGCGGCUGGACCGGGAGGAGCUGUGCGGCAAGAGCGCUCCCUGCUCCCUGCGUCUGGAGCUGCUGCUGGAGCGGCCGCUGCGCGUCUUCCAUGUGGAGCUGGAGGUGACCGACAUUAACGACAACGCCCCGCUCUUCCCCGCCGCACGGAAAAACAUCAGCAUCGCGGAAUUAACCACGGUGCCGGGUUCACGUUUCCCACUGGAGGGCGCGUCGGAUGCAGAUAUCGGAGCGAACGCACAGCUCUCCUACACCCUCAGCCCCAGCGAGCACUUCAGACUGGAAGUGAAAAACAAAGAUGAAAAUAAAAACUCUAUAGUUCUUAUAUUAACGAAACCGCUGGACCGGGAGACGGUGCCUGUGCACCGGUUGGUGGUGACGGCGAGUGACGGGGGACGACCAUCUCUGACCGGCACUAUGGAGCUGGUGAUCACGGUGCUGGAUGCCAAUGACAACGCCCCGCAGUUCAACCAGUCGGUGUAUAAGGUGCAGCUGCCGGAGAACGCCGCUCCGGGAACUGUGUUUUUCCAGCAAACAGCAACAGAUGAGGAUGAAGGAAUUAAUCGCGAGAUACAUUAUUCCUUCAGCGACUCAGUUCCGGCCAGGGUUCAGAACCUUUUCAUAAUUGACCCAAAAUCCGGAGAAAUACGAACUGCCGGGGAACUGGAUUAUGAGGAUGUUCAUUCGUAUGACCUCGAAGUCGAAGCGAGAGACAAAGGGGCACCUCCCCUGUCCGGUCACUGCAGCGUGGAGCUGGAGGUGCUGGACGUGAACGACAACGCGCCCGAGGUGUGGGUGACGUCACUGUCGGUACCGGUGCCAGAGGACGCGUCGGUGGGGACGGUGGUGGCGCUGCUGAGCGUGUCGGACCGGGACUCGGGGGCGAACGGGCGAGUGCAGUGCUCGGUGUGGCCGACGUCGCCGUUCGGUCUGGAGUCGAGGUUCGCGGGGUCGUACUCGCUGGUGGUGCGUGAGGCGCUGGACCGGGAGCGGGUGUCAGAGUACGAGGUGGAGGUGCGGGCGGAGGACGGCGGGAAGCCGUCGCUGCGUGCGAGGCGCGGUGUGCGUGUGCCGGUGUCUGACGUGAACGACAACGCGCCGUCGUUCUCGCAGGCCGUGUACACGGUGCUGGCGCGGGAGAACAACGCGGCGGGCGCGGAGCUGGCGCGGCUGUGGGCGCGGGACCCGGACGAGGCGGACAACGGUCGCGUGAGCUACUCGUUGUGGGAGGGCGUCGCCGGGGCCCCGUGGUCAGGCGGCGGGUGGCGUCCGGCGUCGAGCUACGUGUCGGUGGACGCGGAGAGCGGUCGCCUGUGGGCGGUGCAGCCGUUGGACUACGAGGAGCUGCAGGUGCUGCAGUUCGAGGUGCGAGCGGUGGACGCGGGGGAGCCGCCGCUGGUCGGCAACGCGACGGUGCAGCUGUUCGUGGUGGACGAGAACGACAACGCGCCGGCGCUGCUGCCGACCGCGGGCGGCGGUGCGGGGCUGGUUCCGUUUGCGGGUGGCGUGGGCGGGUCGUCGGUAGAGGGGGCGUCGGGAUCGGAGUCGGAGACGCUGUGGGCGUGGGCGGCGUGGGGGUCUCCGGCAGGGCAGGUGGUGGCGAAGAUCCGUGCGGUGGACGCGGACUCCGGCUACAACGCGUGGCUGCGGUACGAGGUGUGGGAGCCUCGUGGGAAGGGCCUGUUCCGCGUGGGGCUGUACAGCGGCGAGGUGAGCACGGCGCGGGCGCUGGAGGAGGCGGACGGCCCGCGGCAGAGACUGGUGAUCGUGGUGCGGGACCACGGCGAGCCGUCGCGCUCGGCCACGGCCACGCUGAGCGUGUCGCUGGUGGAGGGCGGCGAGGCGGCGCUGGCGGCGGCGGGGUCGUCGUCUUCGUCGGUGUCGGGUGUGGUGUUGCCGGUGGAGGGCGGUGUGGCGGCGGGCGCGGCUUCGGCGUCGGCCAACGUGUGGCUGGUGGUGGCGAUCUGCGCAGUGUCGAGCCUGCUGGUGCUGGCGCUGGUGCUGUACGGGGCGGCGCGGUGGGCGCCGCGGGCGGCCGUGCUGUCGGGGCCGGCUCCGGCGACGCUGGUGUGCGCCAGCGAAGUGGGCAGCUGGUCGUACUCGCAGCGGCAGAGCCGGAGCCUGUGCGUGGCGGAGGGCGCGGCCAAGAGCGACCUGAUGGUUUUCAGCCCCAACUUACCGCCGCCGCCUCCUCCCGGCCCCGCGUCCAAGGACACUUCACAGCCGGAGCCUUCCGCUCUGCUGAACACGGUCAGUAGUCCUCGCUUUCUCGCCUCUCGACCCACCCUUCCUUCCUUCCUUUCUUGCGUUCCUACCGGGACCCUAGGGCUCUUGAUUUUAAUGAGUGGGAAAUUACAUUAUUUUCUCAUCCAGUAG
This is a messenger RNA of Indicator indicator, 2853 nucleotides long. RefSeq names its product protocadherin alpha-5-like. Gene Ontology annotation, molecular function: calcium ion binding. Gene Ontology annotation, cellular component: plasma membrane. Gene Ontology annotation, biological process: homophilic cell-cell adhesion. The coding region runs from base 1 to 2853 and encodes 950 amino acids. Lineage: Eukaryota; Metazoa; Chordata; Aves; Piciformes; Indicatoridae. The record is from RefSeq and is a predicted model, not a curated record. The transcript is spliced from 3 exons.